AUGUCUCCUCAUGCAGUUCAAGACUCAAUUGAAACCCCUCCGCGAGCUCCAUCACCAAUUGCCAAUUUCGGAACGCUAGCAGUCCAUGCUGGAAGUCCCCACGAUCCCACGACAGGUGCUGUGAUUGAAUCUCUUUCUCUCUCAACUACAUUCGCACAGAACUCCGUUGGGAAGCCCGUUGGCGCAUAUGAAUAUGUCCGUAGCUCCAAUCCGAACAGAGACAAUUUCGAGGAGGCAAUUGCCGCACUCGAGCACGCCAAAUAUGCCCUUGCAUUCUCUUCUGGCUCCGCAACAACAGCAACUAUACUUCAAUCCCUUGCCCAAGGCUCGCACGUCGUGAGCGUCAGCGACGUAUAUGGCGGCACGCACAGAUAUUUUACCAAAGUCGCCGCGGCGCAUGGCGUGCAAGUCACCUUCUCUCCUAGUAUCGAGCUGGAUGUGGCAGAUAUGAUACGGCCAGGAGAGACGAAACUCAUCUGGAUCGAAAGCCCAAGCAAUCCUACAUUAUCACUAGUGGAUAUCAGAGCCGUGGCAACGGUAGCUCAUCAGCAUGGAAUCAUGGUUGUGGUAGACAACACAUUCUUGAGUCCGUACAUACAGAACCCACUGGAUCAUGGGGCAGAUAUCGUGGUACAUUCGGUGACGAAAUACAUAAAUGGGCAUUCCGACGUCUUGAUGGGCUGCGCAGCUUUCAAUUCCCCGGACCUGAAAGACCGUCUCACUUUCCUCCAGAACGCUAUAGGCGCCGUCCCUUCGCCAUUCGACUGCUGGCUCGCCCACCGUGGCUUGAAAACACUACACCUCCGCGCAAAAGAAGCUUCUCGCAACGCACUUCUCGUGUCGAACGCUCUUGCUUCAUCUGCUCAUACGCUAUUGGUCAACUAUCCAGGUUUGCCAACACACAAGCAAUACUCAAUCGUACAGAAGCAGCACCGGGAUGGACUCGGUGGCGGCAUGCUUUCCUUCCGAAUCAAGGGCGGGCCGCAAGCUGCGGAAAGGUUCUGCCAGCAAGUCAAUAUUUUUACUCUUGCUGAGUCGCUUGGCGGAGUCGAGAGUCUAGUUGAGGUGCCUAGUAGCAUGACGCACGCUGGCAUACCCAAAGAGCAGAGGGAAGCAGCUGGUGUAUGGGAUGAUCUUGUGAGAAUGAGCUGUGGGGUGGAAGACGGAGAGGAUCUCAAGAAAGAUGUGCUACAGGCGCUUGAAAAAGCUGUUAUAGGUCCGAAGGUAGCGGGCAUGUUAAAGGAACCUCAGACUAAUGGACACGCUCGAUGA
This is a messenger RNA of Bacidia gigantensis, 1272 nucleotides long. RefSeq names its product cystathionine gamma-lyase cys3 (gene CYS3). NCBI's taxonomy places the organism in Eukaryota, Fungi, Ascomycota, Lecanoromycetes, Lecanorales, Ramalinaceae. Bases 1 to 1272 code for a protein of 423 amino acids. Gene Ontology annotation, biological process: transsulfuration. Gene Ontology annotation, cellular component: cytoplasm. The record is from RefSeq and is a predicted model, not a curated record. The transcript has 3 exons. Gene Ontology annotation, molecular function: pyridoxal phosphate binding; cystathionine gamma-lyase activity.